CUCAUUUCCAUCAUGUCAUCGAGCAGCUGCGGUUUCGCCAAGGAAGCAGAGCCAGUAUUUUCCUAUCGGCAGUGUUCCAGUUCUCCUACACCGCCAUCUUCGGAGCCUACACCGCGUUCCUCUUCAUCCGAACAGGACACCUCAUUGGGCCGGUUCUCUGCCACUCCUUCUGCAACUACGUUGGAUUCCCUGCGGUGGGCGCAGCCCUGGAGCACUCGCAGUGUUUCCUGGUGGUCUUCUUUUACCUGCUAGGCGUGGUCCUCUUCUUCCUCCUCCUCCUCCCCAUGACGGACCCGGCUUUCUUCGGACACCUGCCCAUCUGCUCCCUUUCCAGACUGACCUCUCCCGCGGAUGGCCUCACCAGCUCUUCCUGGUGCUCCUGACAGCCCCAUGGCGCCUCCGCUGCGAACACACCCUCACCCUCCGCCCACCCUCUCCGGGCGCUGUGCUCUGUGUCCAAAUUGGUUCCCAGGCACCGUUCUGCUCCGCAGCUGGGAAGGAAGGGCAGGAGCUCCCCUCUUCCCAGAGAGGCUCCUCACGUCAACCCCGUUUGCCAUUGAUGGGUAGUCGCGGUGGCACUCUCACGCACCUCCACCCUGAGCCCACCACCCCUUUUUCUAGAGAUCCCCGGGCCCUUUUCCUCCAGGCCCUGAAGAGUUCUAUUUUUUAUGAAUAAAGUACUUUAAGGAGG
Molecule: messenger RNA, 691 nt
Organism: Thamnophis sirtalis
Lineage: Eukaryota; Metazoa; Chordata; Lepidosauria; Squamata; Natricidae
Source: RefSeq, a predicted model, not a curated record